AUGCUGCGCAAUGCCCGUCGCUUCAUGCACGAACGCACCGCGUUCAUGGAUCUGAGUGUUCCAAGCUCGGAGCAGAGUUGCUAUGUGUCUCCAUCCGGGGACUACUGCACUGUAAAGUUCGUGGUGCUGCCCUUAGAGGGAGAUUUUAGUGCUAGGCAAGUGUUCGAUACGCUCAAAUUCUACCUGUUCCACAUGGAAAUCAUGAUCUCCGAGGCUACUGGUGACCUCACACUAUGUGAAGAGGAAGAGGCUGACAACACAGCUGUAUCACAACACCGCUUCCUUCGAUCAACGCCCAGCGGAUACCAAGUGGAGUCGAAUGACGUAAUCUUCAGUCACUUCGAUGAGCACAACGAGGAGUUUGGGGACGGAAGGGAGUACGGAAUCAUCGUAAUCGACUGCGUGGAUAAGGACGAGCUGCAUCCGUACUCUCCGGACGAGAAACUACGUCAGGACCUCACGUCCAUUCUCACGGUACAGACGUACAAGGACAAGGUGUCUUGCUCUCAAAAUCCAAAGAAGCUGCAGAUCAAGACCCAAGUGGUAAUGACUCGAAGUAAUUUCUUCAAACUACACCACACAACGCUACCCUUGUCGAAGAUUGAAAUGCAAGAAACCAUCGACCGUCUCGCAUGUCGAGGCAAUCUACUCUUCAACGCGGUUCGAGCCUCAGUGUCGUCUGGCAGGGAACCAGUUCUUUGAUUAAAUCCAUAUAAAUGACACUUUUAUUGC
Messenger RNA from Phytophthora nicotianae INRA-310, 732 nucleotides. RefSeq lists its product as hypothetical. The record is from RefSeq and is a predicted model, not a curated record. Bases 1 to 702 code for a protein of 233 amino acids. The transcript has a single exon. Lineage: Eukaryota; Oomycota; Peronosporomycetes; Peronosporales; Peronosporaceae.